AUGGGUGUCCUGCUUCUAAAUAUCGGCUGGCCUGGGUGGGGUAAAAUUUACACAGAACUAUUAUUUUCAACAUUGACUUGGUGAAUGCCCAGGAUAAUGCUGUACACUAUUUGUGCGAGACACCAGCCUCGUCCCUGGCGCUUUGAUGUGCUUACUGGUUGUGUGACGCACGCGCGGGAAUCGAGGUGCGUAUCAAAGCGCCGGGGACGAGGCUGGCGAGACACUAUCUGUAUUAUUACAUCCGUAGGUAAGGCAUUUUGCAGCAAUGUGGACUACAGUAUACAUGUCAUAUAUUUCAGGUGCUAUUUAAGCUACAAACAAAUGGUAUGGGUAAGUCAGGGUAACUUGGUGGAAAUGGCAAAAAUUUUAACACAUCUAAAAUUAACCAAGGAAAAGUUUACUGAUAUGUGUAUUGCAGCUGGUUGUGACUACAUAGAAAAUAUCCGAGGUAUUGGCAUAAAUAAGGCUAAGAAAAUUGCUUGUGAGAACAAAAAUUAUUUAAACGUGUUCCAGUCAUUGCCAUUUGCUCCAACUGACUAGAAGAAACGGUUCCAACAAGCACAAAUGGUUUUUCACCACCAGACAGUCAUUGAUCCUGUCAAAUAUGAAACAGUCCCAUUAAGUCUGUUCUUCGGUUGUCCAACAGUCUGCCAUUGUGUAUUGUGUAUUGUGUAUUGUGUCUUGCUCAUUUUGACACAAUUAUUUUUUCCAUUUGAAAUUUUUUUUUGCUUCUCUUUUGCGUUUAUUAUUUCGUUGCCGCUUUGUUUUUUGUUUGCCUGGCGUAUGGGACUCUGGGAUGCACGAACGCUUCCCCAAAAUAGCGGGAGAACAUGAACUCUGGACAAGAAGACCUGAAAUUAGCAAAGGAAAUAUCAUGAGAUAAAAGACCAAAAAAUAUAUAAUAUUGAGGGGCGCUAAGGGGCGCUAUUAAAUAUGGUCACAAAUAAUGGUCAUAGAUUAUGCCAAUUGCAAUUUUAAAUGUGAUGUGUGAACGGUUAAGCUGUGACAUGUAAAAGUAAAUGGACCAGUGUAUUUGGGAAAAACACACGAGUUUACAAUCAAAUGAUAUUUUUUAUCGAAUUCCAAAAAUUAUCGAUUUGAAAAGUAACACGGCAUAACAAUAUUACAUGUAACUUCCUUUUUAAUAAAAAACAAAAAGUUUAAACUUUAAAACGUGGCAGAAAAUAGAGCGCCAACAUACCUUUAAUCGUGCUAGAAAUCCGCCAUCUUUAAGAAAAUAUCCAAAAUAAUGCAUUGCGGUCGCAGUGCGCACACCGCCUGGUUAUAAAUAUUGUAGUCGCAUUCCUGAAUGUUUUGACCAAGGCGCUUAUAUAUCAAAUAUAUAAGCGCCCUGGUUUUGACGUGAAAACAAUGACACGUUUUAAAAAGAAAAGUAUCACAAUAUUUGCAGAAUUGGUAAUAUUUCUAUUAUUUUUCAAGCGUUCUCAAUUACAUGGUAGGAUCAAGUGUACGCUAACUGAAACAUUGUACUGUACAGGUUAUAUUGGGUGUGUAAGCGAAUCAAGCGAAUUGAGUUCUGAUGAUGAAGCUAAUGAAGUGCUUGGAUGCAAAAAUGGCUAUGACUCUGAAAAUGACUAUGAAUCUGAGAAUGACCUGGUGUAUGAAAAUGAAUCCCCGUAUGACACUGAGGAUGAUUCACAGUCACAAUCAAGUACUGAAUUUGAUAUCAAUUCUGACAGUGAGGAACAUUACAAGAGGUAAUAGUUGUUUGGAAGUUAGCUUCAUCCCACCAAAAUUUCUAAUGAACCAUUAAAAAAAGCAUCCAUACCUCCCACACAGAUGAAAUUGGAAGUUAACCCACCCCCUUGGAUAUCCUAAUACACAUUACUAUCCCCCCACCGGACAGCAGAAAUUUCCUCUGUGGGGAGAGUGUGGAUCUUUUAUGUAAUGUCCCAAUUGUAAUUUUUGGCAAUCAGUCACAGUAAUGAGGUUUUCCAACCAAGGGGGGGGGGAACAAAUAUAAAUUAGGGGGGGCAGCAUGUCAAAUUUAAUAGUGGUUAACUUGACAUUUCAUUCUUUCCCAGGUGGGUAAUUUUGCCAGGAUGGGACCUGCCCCCUCCCACUCCUGUGUGACACUACAUCACUGAUCAGUCUGUAAUUGAUCAGUUCGUGUUGAGCUUACUGAAUUGUUUUAUUAUAGGGUGUUUGCAACAGACAACAAUUUAAGAUCAGAGCCAAAGUUUAUUGUGUUUUUUACACAAUUAUUUUUAAAUUUUGUCCCAAUUGCAAAGCAGAAAAUCCUGAUGUUGAGGUUCACCAAAAUGGUACUAUGGCCAAAGUUAAAUGUACCUGUACCAACCCUAAGUGUAACAAUAAGAAUUUCACGUGGACCAGUCAACCCCUUAUUCCUGGAACAAGAUUACGAGCUGGAAAUUUCCUGCUGUCUUUUGCAAUUAUUGUUGCUGGAGCAUCUGCAACCAAAAUCUUAAGAGUCUUACAACACAUGGGAGUAGCUCGUAUUUCACUAUCUACAUUUUUCAGUCACCAACGUGUAAGUGAAAUUUUUAACAAUAUUGCUUGUGUGUCAAUUAAUUACUGUCAGAUGGUUAGUUAAAUACAACCAUUUUUAAUUGCCAAUAGGAACUUCAGAUAAUGCUGGAUGUGAUGGUACUGACCUGAAUACACAUUUCCAGAAAGUACCGUAUGGUACAUUGGUUAUUUAUUCUCAGAUUCAUGAUUGAUAUCAUAUAUAUUUUAUCUUUCUACUUAAUUGUGACAUAAUUGUAUGAAUUAGGUCUUUUACAUUAAAUAUAUAAUUUAUUAUCCAGGCACAUGAUUUCAUAAGCAUGUCACAAAUAGCUGAGAUAAACGGUUUUAGGCCAACUGGCGUAGCCAAGGUCUGUACUCCCAUACACUCCGGGCAGAAAACGAGGGGGGGGGGGUGCAAAGUGUAGAAUAACAAUAAAAAUAUUUUUUCCUUGGUUAUUAUUUUCUGUCAGCACAUGUUUCAGAAUGUGUGAAAUGCUGUUUUAUGGACCCUAGUAAUUCAAAAUUUCAACAGGGGAACAAUGUCCCUUGUUGCAUCAUAUUUUCCUGUUAUCAUUCUAUGUCUGUUUUGCCCCUUCCCCCCCAAAGUCAACAACCUGGCAACGCCACUGUUUGGGCAGAGAUCUGAGAUCUUGUCUCUCAGAUCUCUGCCUAUUAAACAGUGGCGUAGCCAGGGUUGACUUUACAAUUAGUUUAUGGAAGCAUGCACUGAGUGUGAUUCACAACCUGUAAUCCCCCUAGCUGUUGUCUGUUGAAUUUAUCAGUGUUGAAACUAGCUUGGAAACUAGCCAGUUUAGUUGAGGAAACUAAAUGACAAAUAGAUAGCAGUGUAUAUUUUGAUUGAUUGUUAAAUAGUAGAAGUAAUUUAUAUUAUUCUCAUUCUAGGAAAAAUUGUUUCCUGCAAUCCUACUACACUGGAAGAAAUACCAAUCAUGUAUGAUUGAACAAUUGAAGUCUUCUGGGAAACAACUUGUUAUUGCUGGUGAUGGGAGACAUGAUUCAAUGGGGCACAGUGCAAAAUACUGUGCAUACUCAGUGUUUUGUUGCACUGUUCCCAACAUUAUUGAUUUUUCUAUUGUGCAG
Molecule: messenger RNA, 3591 nt
Organism: Paramuricea clavata
Lineage: Eukaryota; Metazoa; Cnidaria; Anthozoa; Malacalcyonacea; Plexauridae
Source: the annotation of a GenBank genome assembly